Molecule: messenger RNA, 1215 nt
Organism: Erythranthe guttata (spotted monkey flower)
Lineage: Eukaryota; Viridiplantae; Streptophyta; Magnoliopsida; Lamiales; Phrymaceae
Source: RefSeq, a predicted model, not a curated record
AUGAUCAAGAAAAAGAAAAACCAUGUCCCAAGUGAAAAACAAGCCACCCCCAUUAGUAAUCCACCAAACACAUGGCCUAAUCUCCCACACCAACUCAUUGCCCAAAUUGCGAUACACCUGAACCUAAUGGAAAACAUCACUUCUUUCGGUUGCGUGAUCAAGACAUGGAGAUCGACCUCAAGGCAAUGCAUCGCAAAUGGAAAAUACCCGAAACAACCUCAACUCGCCGAAAUUAUUAUCACUGGGAAAAAACGAGGCGAGAAAAAUCAAGAACGUGGGCGGUCCCACACCAUCGACAUCCCGUUUCACGGCAAGUACCCCUACUACUACGAUAAAAAACGAAAAUCACCCAAGAACAAUUUUUGUUCUCAUCCAAUGUAUUUCAAGGGCCAUUCUCAUGGACAAGUAGUGGUCAUCAUUAAUGAGGGGCCCAGUAAUUUUUGUUUGUGGGAGCCCGCUAAGACACGCUCGCUUGGCCUUCCAGGUUGGAACCCUAAUUUUUCAUUCAGAACUUGCACAUUGUCAUCAUCUCCAUAUGGUAUCGACGGUUUCAGUGCAAUGGUUAUAACGGGUAUUGAUUCUCCUGCUUUCGCAUUCAGCGGAUGCGGCAAAAGUAUCACCGAAAGGGCAUUUUGGUCUUUUCAAGAUUGUUGUGUCGAGGAACCUUAUAACCAAGGCGAAAACAUGCAGUUCACCAAUGCCAUUGGAUUCAAAGGGAAAUUCUACGCAUUGACUUUGCAGGGGAGCGUUGUCGUGAUAGAAGGAGACGUUGAUUCUUGUUUUAGAAUCGCGGCCGUUGGAUCUAGAAGGAGUGUGCCUAUUGGAGUCUCGAGGCAAUUUAGGGAGUAUUUGGUCGAAUUGGACGGUGAGAUUUUGCUCGUUUUUCUUGUGUCUAGAAAAUGUAUUGAUGUUGUUGAUGAUGUUGAGGUGUUUAGGCUUGAUAUUGAUAGGGUUUUGUGGGCGAAAAUUGAAAGUAUUGGAGAUAGAGCUUUGUUUCUUGAGGAUGAAUGUUGUAUGUGGGUUGAUGCAAAAAAAUUGGGGUGCAAAAAGAAUUGUAUUUAUUUCACUCACCAUAGGGUUAAUGAGUGGUUGACUUUUGACUUGGGAAGUGGUGAAAUUUCACCAGCUUUUGGUCAAGAUUAUGUGACGUGGGACAUUGGAAGAUUGAAUAAUUGAGUGAUUUCAAUUGAAAUAUAUGAAACUUUGUUACUUUAA